AAUAUGUUUAAUUUUUACUUUCAUUGUUAGGUUUACAAGCAAAAAGAAAUUUCACGAAAAGUGGGAGAAGAAGAAAGAAGGGACUUAAUUGAAGAGAUUAAAAGUUGAAGGGUAAAAUGCAUUGAAGUCAAAAAUCAAAAAACCAAAAAAACUAAAGCCCACUCCAAAAACCCAAAGCUUACCAACUACCCAAGCCCAAAAUCCCAAAACAAAACCCAAAACCCAAACCCAAAACCCAAAAAGAAAAAAGAAAGGGGAAAUAAAAAUGGAUCUGGAACCUUCUUCGUCCUGACCCUGAUUUUCCCCUUUGCCUUCCCUCCCCACAAACCAGCCGGCAGCCACAUGCCGAGCCAUCAUCAGCCACCCCCACUCUACACGAACCAGCCUGCACCUGCCCUGCACCGAGCCCAGACCCCUAGCCCUGCUGCCUUCACCCCUCUGCUACCACGAACCAGCCUUGUUCCUGCACCUGCCCUGCACCGAACCUGGCCCCAAUCCCGCGCCUUCUACACCAGAUCUCCUGCUCUUUCUACGCCCGAAUCGCCUGCACUCUGCACCAGCCAUCACCGGCAAUCAUGCCCUGCACGCCCGAGCCAUCAGACCCCCCCUACGCCCCUCUGCUGCACCAAAUCUCCUGCCCCUUUCUGUGCCCAAAUCGCCUGCACUCUGCACCAGCCAUCACCGGCAAUCAUGCCCUGCACGCCCGAGCCAUCAUACCCCCCCACCCCCCUCUGCUGCACUGAGUCCUGCCCUUGCCGCCCGGCCUUGCUUCCUGCACCAGCCUUGCUUUGCGUCCCAAUCCCAUGCCCCUGCCUUCUGCACACUACAGCCAUACGAAAAAAACAGCCAAUACCAAACAAAAUUGGCAUCAUUGAUUGACAGAUUGAAGGAAGAUUGGUGUUUGAGAAAGAAGAUUUAUGAGUUGCAAGACGUAUAGCUCUGAACAGAGGAUUUUUGUUAGGAAAAUGGGGAAGGAGAUGGUGGAAGCUUGAUCCCGUGGGUGGGAUUCCUUCCACCAGAUCCAGAUCUGUUUUUCUUUCAAAAUUUCACCGUGUUUGUCUGUUUACUUUCUUUAGAUCUGAUGUUAAGAUUUGUAUUCGUUGGAAAAUGAAUGAAAAAUCAAGAAAAAAAAUUGUUCAGU
Messenger RNA from Rubroshorea leprosula, 1141 nucleotides. Lineage: Eukaryota; Viridiplantae; Streptophyta; Magnoliopsida; Malvales; Dipterocarpaceae. The record is from the annotation of a GenBank genome assembly.